AGCACAGUCACUGGGACCACCAGCACAGUCACUGGGACCACCAGCACGACCCCAGGGACCACCAGCACAGUCACUGGGACCACCAGCACAGUCACUGGGACCACCAGCACGACCCCAGGGACCACCAGCACAGUCACUGGGACCACCAGCACAGUCACUGGGACCACCAGCACGACCCCAGGGACCACCAGCACAGUCACUGGGACCACCAGCACAGUCACUGGGACCACCAGCACGACCCCAGGGACCACCAGCACAGUCACUGGGACCACCAGCACAGUCACUGGGACCACCAGCAGCACGACCCCAGGGACCACCAGCACAGUCACUGGGACCACCAGCACAGUCACUGGGACCACCAGCACGACCAGCACGACCCCAGGGACCACCAGCACAGUCACUGGGACCACCAGCACAGUCACUGGGACCACCAGCACGACCCCAGGGACCACCAGCACAGUCACUGGGACCACCAGCACAGUCACUGGGACCACCAGCACGACCCCAGGGACCACC
Messenger RNA from Ficedula albicollis (Collared flycatcher), 516 nucleotides. RefSeq names its product cell wall protein DAN4-like. The annotation marks the transcript as partial. The record is from RefSeq and is a predicted model, not a curated record. Lineage: Eukaryota; Metazoa; Chordata; Aves; Passeriformes; Muscicapidae. The transcript has 3 exons.